Messenger RNA from Coprinopsis cinerea okayama7#130, 213 nucleotides. RefSeq lists its product as hypothetical. NCBI's taxonomy places the organism in Eukaryota, Fungi, Basidiomycota, Agaricomycetes, Agaricales, Psathyrellaceae. The transcript has a single exon. The record is from RefSeq and is a predicted model, not a curated record. The coding region runs from base 1 to 213 and encodes 70 amino acids.
AUGGCUGGAAACAAUAACAGCAACACCACCAAGAACGACUCGAAGAGCGACAACGGCAAAGUCAUCCCCAAGAGGUUCAACGGAAACCGCUACCACUACCAGGCAUUCCGCGAUGCCGUCGAUCUCUUCUUCAUCACAGACGACAAACACGACACCGACCAGAAGAAGAUCGCCUUCGUCCCACAAUAUUACAUAGACCUCUACAUAUGGUAG